AUGAUCCGACGGAACUCCGACAUUGAAUUACAUCUGCCAGACGCAGACGCCGUUCGGGGGGAUAUAGAAAUGCUCACCUCAGACGACGAGAAGCAAGUAUUAUCGCUCCCCCCGCACAUUGCUGCACGUUUCUAUCGCCGCUCCGCCAGCGCACGUCGCGCAUCCGAUAAACUCUCGCGCCGAGGGUCAGUUUCGUCAAUCCAUUCGCAUCACUCCAAUACCUCUUCGCACGGUGGCCCCCAAAGCGAUCACGUUGCUCAGCAUCUCCGUCGUGCCUCCAUUCUAGAGAACCGCAAAGCCCGGCUUGCCGAUCGUGCCGCUCAUGCGGAGAAAGUGAGACUGCGGGCAGCCGUCGCGAAAGCCGCGACACGGAACCUGCAGCGAGAGGAAAGGGCGCUUGCUGCACAGCAGGCUCGUGAGCGGCUUCUGGCUGAAAUUACUGCCAAGUGUGAGGAUGAGGUCCGUCGGGCCAAGAAAAAAGCAGAAGAAACCCGCGAGUUGAAGGCCGCAAAGCACGCUCGUCUUCGCCUGGAGAUGGCAGAGAAAUUUGCCGAAACCGAAAAGCGACGUCUCCAGUAUCAGCAAACACAUCGCCGACCACGGACAACUAGUUUACCGGCUGGAGAGGAAAGCAAGAUGGUGAAAACGGUACUCAGCUCCUUGACCCGUGAUGCUGCUGCUCGGAUCGUCCAAAAGGCUUGGAGGGCCCACGUCGCACGAGCAGUCAUGGACUCGUUCCGUACUCUUGAUCUAUCUCGCCAGAGAAUUGGUGACAUGUCUUUCGAUGACGUGAGUGUUUUUCUUUCUGAUGAAACCGUCUUGGAGACAAUGGCUCGCGUGCUCCGACUGUGUGGCCUGCAGGAUAUGGAAAGUGGAACAAUGGGUGAGCGUGGUGCUGUUCGCACGUUUCUAAGCAGUUACUUGAUCCUCUCCCAUCCUGCUCAAGUAAUGAGUAGCGAUGGUGAGCAGGAGCAAGACCUAAUUGAAAAGGCGCGUGACUUGAUUCUGUCAUUCGAACAAGUCACUAAGCGGCUGCUCAAGCAUCAGUCGCUCACUUCUGUGUCUAGCGAGCUUCAGGUUCUUAGGGAGGCAUACGGAGUAUUCUUUUCGGCCUUCCACGCCUGGAAAACUCAUGAUUCCAGCGUUUUGAUUGAAAUUAUGCUAGCCCAGUUUGUUGAGCUAGAGCUCAUCUGGCAAACUGUAAAGGAGGAUCGCGCAGGAGGCGCUGCUGACGAUUACCAUCAAGGGAUCCGGCAUAACCAAAUUCUCCUCUUGGCCAAAUUAAAACGACUUGCUGGCUCUGAUAAGGCUCUGGACAUGGUCAAGCAGGCUCUCAGGAAGGCGAAACGGGAAAAGAAACGCUCAAAGUCCUCUAAACAAUCGAUUCCUCGGUCUGCUGCGGUCCCCACAGCUGCUGAUGCGCACGCUGACAGUGUAUCUUCCCCGAUAAGUGAGACAUUCAACAAUGUCGAGAGCGCUGUACUUCAUGAGUUGGAUAAGCAAAGAUUAUCCCCUCAUGAAAGCUUUACCAAAGCUCUAACGGCUCUUCCGGAGAACCGUGUUCUCGUGCAUGAGCUACUGAUCAAUCGAGAGUUCCGGAUUGAACAAGCUCAAUAUACUGCUCCCCGCCAGCAGAUCAUGAAACACAUGACGGACAUGAUGAGACGGGACGUCGAAGCUGGGUUUGGCACAAAGUGGGUAGUCGCAAUGGCUACCGUCAUACAAGACCGACUUUUGAGGUCCUUGAGACCUGGGAACUCUUUGCACGUCUUGAUCAGCGAAGCGCUUGAUCCGAAGUUGGUUGAAAACCAGUGUGAUGCGGGCACGUUCUCGUACGAUUCAUUCUUCGAAUUCAUGAGCCGCAUUCUACCUCAGCUCUGCGCACCUUUUCGGGACCCCGAAGUUAAAGCGUUUUCGGAAGACAAAUCUGGCGAUCCUAUCGAUCGGCUCUCUAGAUUGAUGGGUAUUAUCGAUUUACUGUCUUUGGACCAUACUAAUUUCAUGAUUCAUAUGGCUGCUCCUCAGCUUGUCCAGGAGGCGCCGGGGUAUGAACAAAGAACCUUCCAAAAAGGUCUUGAGGAUGGGACAAUCAAGCUGGAUAAGACGAAGACAUUUUGGCAAAAGAAUCGGAACUUAGUGGUUGAUGAGAUGAAACGGCGAGAUCCAGACAAUGCGGAUAGUAGUAAUAUACAGCCUCCGGCGGCAAAGGUCUACGCUCAGGGCUUGGUUGAUCUUGUGCUCAGCAAUGCCCCGGUUUCAUCAGAUCUUGUCCCGGAAACUCUCGAACUUGACCGCGCUCGACUUGAAACGCUGCACAUGACGGCAUUCAAGAUCGCUGCGACAGCAUCCAUCCUCCUGACCGCGAAGAAUUUGCUCAAGCGAGAUGUUCGAUCACAAUGGAAAGCAGAAGCGGACCGCAUUCUGUCGUUGGAUUUUAGUGAGAUCAAGCCAGAAAGAAUACAGUCCAUCAUCGAAUCAACGCGACCAAUGCCGCCUGCUGCUCGAUCCCAACUGCUAUCGACCAUGAAACGCGUCUUGAGUCCCGUUGCCACAGCUUCUACAUCAGUAGACAACACUUUGAGUUCUUCAGCGACAUCUGUCGAAUAUGUUGUAGCACCUCCAUCCUCAUCUUCGUCUUCGUCGUCAUCUUCAUCCGUGAUGAUGACGGAUCUGUCGCCUACAGCAACGGUAGCCGAAGGCAGCAACACCUCAUCCAGCUUCACCGACCCAGUUGCACGACUCAUUCUUACUCGACUUCGUGCACAUAUCCUAUCCCGGCUCAGCGCAGCCAGUGCUAGCGAGCGGGUUCGCACAACGACAACAGCAAGUCAGAGUCUGGCCGCUGCUGGCAUGCCCGAAUUCGUGAACGAGGUGGGCAAGUUGGUUGAUGAGCUUGCCAAGGUGAGAGAGGUCGAUUGGACCUGUCAUAGUAUGGUAUACGAGAGGAUGAUGAGUGAGGUUUAG
Messenger RNA from Talaromyces atroroseus, 2964 nucleotides. RefSeq lists its product as hypothetical. The transcript has a single exon. The record is from RefSeq and is a predicted model, not a curated record. The coding region runs from base 1 to 2964 and encodes 987 amino acids. NCBI's taxonomy places the organism in Eukaryota, Fungi, Ascomycota, Eurotiomycetes, Eurotiales, Trichocomaceae.